AAAUAAAUAACAAAGUAUAAGCGGGAGCACCUGUGUAUGCCAAGAGGUAAGCUUCCCACCAACCCUGAAGUUGUAUAUUUGUGAUAUGCAGAUAACACCCAAGGAUCACAGAAUGUGAUUAUAUGAGAAGUACCAAUGUGAUAAAAGAAAUACCAGGCAUAUGAAAUCAGGAAAUUCAGACCAACACCCAGCAUAUGUCAUCAGGUGGCACCUCACUGAACCUUGUGAAAGGCCCCAAAUGUUUGUGCAAUGUGUGAAUUCCGUAGAAGAAACAUAGAAAAGAGGAAACAAACAUUGAGAGAGCUUUUCAAGAUGGAGUCUGGAGACCAUUAAGAAAAUGGGAAUUUUGUUCCCUUCAAGCCUGGAAACAUGAACUUUGACAACCUACACCCUUUGACUACAAGCAUCUGAAAAGAUGGGAAGGCCCAGUGUUGGUUUCUGUUCUCCAUGAACAAGAUUUAUCAGGCUGUUCAGUCGACAAAACCAUCAUCCAAAGAAAAUGGAAACAAAAGCAUUUUUUAAAAAGUCAGUCUCUAUGAGAACAAAGCCUUGUGCAUUCAUGUUUGAAUCAAUCUCCUGUGAGAUUCAUGAAGAAAGUUAAAUUGGGGACAACACUCCAUGAACACCAAAGGAAUCUCUCAGUUGAUCAUUCAGAGCUCUUCAUCAGUGUUCUGUGAUCAUGACCACAUGGAUGUCUGCUCAUUAAAUUCAACUGACCAUUUUAGCUAACUGCCUGGAUUGACUUCUAUGAAAAUUGAUCUAACAUCUCCCCUUUUUAAAGCCUUGGUGAAUUAAUCAGAACUUACAAAACCAAAGAAAAAUAGAAAAAAAAAAUCUUAGUGAAAGAGAAUUCAAUCUUAAAAACUAAUUACAACAAGGCAAGACUUACGUUUCUGUUCAUCUUCUAAGAACAAAUAUAAUUUCCACCUUAAAAAGGAAAAAUGAACACCACAUGUAUUGAAGAACAACAUGACCUGGAUCAUUAUUUGUUUCCAGUUGUUUACAUUUUUGUGAUCGUAGUCAGUGUUCCAGCCAAUAUUGGAUCUCUCUGUGUGUCCUUUCUUCAAGCAAAGAAAAAAAAUGAACUAGGGAUUUACCUCUUCAGUUUAUCACUAUCGGAUUUGCUCUAUGCAUUGACGCUUCCUCUCUGGAUUAAUUACACUUGGAAUAACGACAACUGGACUUUAUCUCCUGCCUUGUGCAGAGGGAGUGCUUUCUUCAUGUAUCUGAACUUCUACAGCAGCACAGCGUUCCUCACUUGCAUUGCUGUCGACCGGUAUUUAGCAGUUGUCUACCCCUUGCGAUUUUGUUUUCUAAGAACGAGAAGAUUUGCAUUCAUGGUCACCCUCGCUGUCUGGGUAUUGGAAACCAUGUUCAACGCUGUCAUUUUGUGGGAGGACGAAACAGCUAUUGAGUAUUGCGAUGGCAAAAAAUCUAAUUUUACUUUGUGCUAUGACAAAUACCCUUUGGAGAAAUGGCAAAUCGAUCUCAACUUGUUUAGGACAUGUACAGGCUAUGUGAUACCCUUAGCCACCAUAAUGGUCUGCAACCAGAAAGUUUACCAAGCUGUGCGGCAGAACAAAGCAACAGAAAACAGGGAAAAGAAGAUCAUCAUAAAACUACUUGUUAGUCUCACUUUGACUUUUGUCUUGUGCUUUACUCCCUUUCAUGUGAUGGUGCUGAUUCGCUGCAUUUUAGAGCGUGAUGUGAACUUAGAUAACCACAAGUCUGGGAAGCAGACUUACACAGUGUAUAGAAUCACAGUCGCAUUAACAAGCUUAAAUUGUGUUGCUGAUCCAAUUCUGUACUGUUUUGUAACUGAGACUGGAAGAUCUGAUAUGUGGAAUAUAUUAAAAUUCUGUACUGGGAAGGGUAAUAAAUUACAAAGACAAAGAAAACACAUUCUUUCUACUUCUACAAAAGAUACAAUGGAAUUAGAAGUCUUAGAGUAGAAGGGUUUGGUUUUUUUCUUUGUUUUGUUUUGUUUUAAGGUGCAUGGUAUUGUAUCAUUAAGAUCACAUUUUGAAAAGGAAAUCUGUCAUGUGAGGAAAUUAAGUGAUCUGAGUGAAUAUUUUAAUAAAGUCUAUACAAUGGAAAUAUUUUAAAAGUACAUUGUACAACUCUUCCUUUUAUUAAAUGAGGAAUAGCAAAUAAAAUUUAAUAUUUUCAUAAAGACUCAGAGUCAUGAUUGCUAAUGGAAAUUGUUCCUCUGUCUGUGUUACAAACCUUCAGAAGUUAGAAAGGAAUAAAGGACUAUUAGUCUCUUUUGCAGUGAUUUUUGUGUGUGGUUUGGGGAUUUUUCUCACUGCCUUUAGAUUUCAGGUUGUCAGCCAUCAGUUCUCCCAACUCUAUGGAUCUGUCUUCAACAACUUCAACUACUAAAUUCUGCUUUUAUUAUUCUCAUUCAUUAACAAAAUCUUUGAACCCAUCCCAUGUGCUAUACAGGAGUUAGAGAAUACAGGAGUUAGAGCUCUAGAGGAGUUAGAGAAGAAAUGUUCUCA
Oryctolagus cuniculus (rabbit) is the source of this 2501-nucleotide messenger RNA. RefSeq names its product G protein-coupled receptor 65 (gene GPR65). Gene Ontology annotation, biological process: G protein-coupled receptor signaling pathway. Gene Ontology annotation, molecular function: G protein-coupled receptor activity. Lineage: Eukaryota; Metazoa; Chordata; Mammalia; Lagomorpha; Leporidae. The record is from RefSeq and is a predicted model, not a curated record. Gene Ontology annotation, cellular component: membrane.